UGGAGAUGACUGACAGUGAUAUUUAUUCCAUGUUAGAGUUGCCUAACACAGCACAAGCCGAGAAUGACUACAGAUCACAGCAAAAAGCUUCUUCCAGGCCUUCUCUUGCUUGCCUUGUGGCAAUAGCUCUGGGGCUUCUGAAUGCAAUUCUUAUGAGUUUACUGCUAUACCAAUGGAUUCAGUGCCAGGGGUCCAACUGCUUUACUUGUGCCAGCUGUCCUAGCUGCCCAGAUCUCUGGAUGAGACAUGGUAACCAUUGUUAUUAUUUUUCAAUGAAGAAAAUGGACUGGAAUUCUAGUCUGCACUUCUGUUUAGCUGAAGACUCAGAUCUCCUGAUGAUAACGGACAACAAGGAAAUGAGCUUGCUUAAAGAUUUCAUCCGUGAGAAUUUUCACUGGAUUGGUCUGAGGAAUAAUUCUGGCUGGAGGUGGGAAGAUGGAUCAGCUUUAAACUUGUCAAGGAUUAUUUCUAAUAGCUGGAUACAGACGUGUGGUGCCAUCAAUGAAGAUGGUCUUCAAGCUUCCAGCUGUGAAGUUCCUUUGCAGUACAUCUGUAAGAAGGUCAGACGUUGAUGCAAGGCAGAACUGUACUGAAUCUCAGAUCUGUCAUGUAUAUUUGAAAAGAGGGGAGUGGCCAUUGGGCUUCUGGGCCAGCCAUGGAAUAUAUUUAGUGAAUGCAAAGCCUACUAACAUAAUGGUAUUAGAUGAAAGACUAAUGUGGCCUCUAGAGAUUGAUACUGUACUGCUGGUUUCUCUUUGAGACAAUUUAAGUAUUAUGUUAAUAAUAAUACUUAAAGAUCAUAUUUAGGCAAAUUUAUAAAAUAGAUAAAAGUUUGCUUUUAGUAGUUUCACGCUGUCUGCUCAUGCUGGUUCCCAUAUUCCCCACCUCUACCAUCUCUGUCAAAGCUAUACCUAGUCUUCUAUCAAAGGCUGAAUGGAUCAAGAAAUGUUGUAUACAUACAUAGUGGAAAAUUAUUCAGCCAUCAACAGAAUGAAAUCCUAUCAUUUGUAGUAACAUGGAUGAGCCUGGAGAAUAUUAUGUUAAGAGAAAUAAAUCAGACACAG
Marmota flaviventris (yellow-bellied marmot) is the source of this 1064-nucleotide messenger RNA. It is a transcript of the gene Klrg1, whose product is annotated as killer cell lectin like receptor G1. NCBI's taxonomy places the organism in Eukaryota, Metazoa, Chordata, Mammalia, Rodentia, Sciuridae. The record is from RefSeq and is a predicted model, not a curated record.